Messenger RNA from Frankliniella occidentalis (western flower thrips), 1398 nucleotides. RefSeq lists its product as uncharacterized. The coding region runs from base 39 to 1379 and encodes 446 amino acids. The record is from RefSeq and is a predicted model, not a curated record. Lineage: Eukaryota; Metazoa; Arthropoda; Insecta; Thysanoptera; Thripidae. The transcript is spliced from 7 exons.
GCAGGUGCAGGCGUGUCAUUGGGCGCUGGCUUCCGAAGAUGACCUUUCCGUACUAUCUGGCCGUCGUCAGCCUGCCCAACGUGUACGAGCACCCGACCGAGCAGGACAUCAGAAACACGCGGGCGCCCAAUGGCAAGCCGGAUGAACUUGCCAACCUUUGCAACUUCGUCGUCAUCGUGGUAGAGGAGACAGCCCACGUCGUCCCCCUCGCCAUCCACAACAUCUCCAUCUGGUCGCCACUGACGAGCCAGGUCAUCUUGGUCCUGGACUCCGCCCCGUGGCUGCUGCCUGGAAUGACGCGAGAGGGCCCCGCCUUUUCUCCCGACAACAUCCUGGAGAACUCGGGUAGGACGCUGGACAACAUGUGGGCCCUGCGGCGCGCCCAGCGCAUGGUCGUGUACCAGACCACGCGGCCGGCGCGCUUCAUGGCCCUGGACGUGCUCCACAGGCGCACGCUCAGCAUCUGCGCGGACGACAGCGAGCGCAUCUGGCAGGUGCUCUCCAGGAACCUGACGGUGAGGAACCUCAACGGCCUCCCCGUCCGGCUGACCCUGUUCCCCCGGCGUCCGACCGCGGUCCUGCUCAAGAACGACUCGCGCGCCGCGUCGCACCAACACCCACUGGAGAGGGUCAUCGGCUACCUCGGCAUGGACGCGAGGAUCCUGGAGAUGUUCGCCUUGCGCCUCAACUUCAGCCCCGUGGUUCUCGGGACCACCGAUGGCAAGACGUUCGGAUACAACGUCAACGGGAAUUAUACGGGCACGCUCAAGGACCUGAUGACUGGCCACUCCGAUAUCGCCUUCAACCAGCACUUCAUCUUGGACUACAACUCGCAGGACGUGCUGCCCUCGGCCCCCGUCGACUACGACGCCCUGUGCGUGGUGAUCCCCUCUGGCGAGACCCACACCAAGUGGGCGCAGAUGCUGCAAGUGUUCAGCUUACAUGCCGUGCUUAGCUUCUUCCUCUUGGCCACCGUGCUGGUGGUCUUCUUCUACUUCAUCAGCGAGCACGCGCCCCGCCGCCCGACCUUGAACGACUCCAUCUUCUACAUGUACGCCAUGCUCUGCGGCGCACCCGUCGUGCCCCAACCCAAGGUGUGCUCGCAGCGGGUGCUCAUCGGCUGCUGCGCGCUGUUCGGCGUGCUCGCCACCAACUCAUUCCAGAGCCAGAUGGCCACGACGCUGUCGAGGGGCCGCACGCCGUUGCAGAUCAGGACGCUCCAGCAGCUGGACGAGUCCGGGCUUCUCAUCUUCACGGGCUCCGACUCGCUGCGCACCACCACCUUCGAGGGCGACAACCCCCUCCUGCAGAGACUCCUCACCAAGGUCAUCACGCCGCAGAACACGAGCGAGUUCUUUCGGGUAACGGACCCUUCCUAAACUACGUGGUGCUGAUCGU